Molecule: messenger RNA, 669 nt
Organism: Pyrus x bretschneideri (Chinese white pear)
Lineage: Eukaryota; Viridiplantae; Streptophyta; Magnoliopsida; Rosales; Rosaceae
Product: ankyrin repeat-containing protein P16F5.05c
Exons: 7
Coding region: 102-563 (153 amino acids)
Molecular function (GO): protein binding
Source: RefSeq, a predicted model, not a curated record
CAUUAUCCAAUUAUAACCGAGUUGCCACCGAAUUGAUCUUGAAGCAAACACCCACCCACUCUUCGACGCUAGUAAACUAUCUUUUGCUGGGGCGGUGGCAAAUGGGGGAAGGGAGAGAUAAAGUUGGUGAUUCUCCAGUCGAAACGGCAUCAUUGGAGAGGGUACAGGCCUUGCUGGAGGCUGCUAGGUACGAUGACAUGGAUGAUCUUAAAAGCUUAGAGUCUGCUGGUCUUUCUCUUGAUUCUAAGGAUCUCCACGGCCGAACAGCACUACACAUGACUUCUGCUAAUGGGCAUCUUCAGAUUGUGGAGUAUCUAAUCAGUAGAGGAGUGGAUCUGAAUGCUACAAAUGAGGAGAUGAAUACACCUCUACACUGGGCUUGCCUGAAUGGACAUGUUGAGGUGGUUAAGAAAUUGAUCUUAGCAGGAGCAAAUCUUAGUGUAUUAAACAGCUACGAAAGGACUCCAGUUGAUGAAGCAGUGAGCAGGGGAAAGAUGGAUGUUCUGGAUGCCGUUAAUGCAGCGGCUGCCCAAGUAGAGCUUCGUGAUGUCAGCGUGUCCUAGUGUACUAUUGAGCCCCCUAAUGAAAAUGAUUUAUGAUAAUAGUGAUAGAUGUUAUCUUCUUGUAGAAUGCAAGCUUUGAUAUGAAAUAAUGAAGGUUUUGGUGAUA